AUGUUCGGAACUAAUGGAAGUGCUGGAAUCGCUGUUACUGAUCCAACAAAGCAAGAGGAGAUCUAUCGAGCCCUGGAGACACUUAAAAAAGACGAACUAGGAUGGAAGAAGUCAGUAGAAUCGUUCAUCGGUCCACACAAGCCACCACCAGAAGAGCAGUUUCUUCUGCUACAAGUAAUCGAAGACUUUCUCAACAAACGAUAUCACUCCUCAAAUUCACAAGAUGUUGCCAUCAUCAGGAAUUUCUUGCUUCAUUAUACUAAAACUUCCCGAAGUUCGCCUGAAGAUCAGCCAGUCUUUUUAACAAACAAAAUGGCUCAUAUCUUCUCCCUUGUUUUUGCUGCAGAUUUUCCAGAGAGGUGGUCAACAUUUUUCAAUGAUCUUUUCUUCAAUGACAAUAUCACUGAUCGUAAAGUUGCGUUCUUCUACCUAAAGGUCCUCCUCGCUGUUGACGUUGAAGUUGUUAACCGAGAUAUUCAACGAACCAAAUUAGAAAGUGAUAGGAACAUCAAAAUAAAAGAUGCCAUGAGAGAGAUUUGCAUAAACGAAAUUGCAAAAAGUUGGUUGUCUAUUGCAAACUCUCUGUCGGGAGAUGAUGUCAUUCAGUGUCUUAUCCUCGAAAACAUCGCUUCAUAUGUCGAUUGGAUUGAAUUGGAUCUUGUUGCCAAUGAUUAUGUCAUGACAUACAUUAUCUCGAAAUUCCAAAAUUCAGCGACUUCGGAGGCCGCUACAUCCGCGGUUUGUGGUCUCCUCGAGAAAGGAAUGCCAGCUGAGAAGAAAGUUGGAUUAGCAUUGACAAUCAUGGCGGUUCUACGGAACAGUGGCCUUUUAACAGUCAACGAUAAUAACGACGAAGAUGAAGUGACACGGGUCGGAUCUCUAGUUAACACACUUGGAUUAGUUCUUCUGGAUGUUCAGAACAAAUUGUGUGCCAGCUCGAUUUUGGAGAAGGAACAAUCAUGUUGUGUACAGGAGAUGGCUGGUCUUGCAGAGUCAGCAAUUGUAGUUCUCAACAACGAGGAUCCAGAUUUGAGCUGCUUGUGCGUUGACUAUAUCAGAGCGUACGCCUCAUUUCUCGUCAAGUUUCAUCCAAAUGUCAGAGAAGACAGACAACAAGAUUUUAUUGAAAAAAUAACUUUUCAGGAUACGAAUUUUAUCGAGAAAGUCAUUCGAACAGGACUGCUACGAUAUGUUAUGGGAGAUGAUUUGACAGUUGGAGGGGAUGGUGAAGACGAGGUUGAAUUCCAGGAAUACCGCAAAGAGCUUCGCUCCAUGCUCAACGUUAUUGGGUUGAAACGGCCAGAAGCUAUUGUGAACGCCAUUGAACCCUGGACGGCGGAAGUGACAGCCGGAGGAUCAUCUAUUCCAGUCAACAGAAUUGAAGCCCUUCUCAAUAUUAUUUUCCAUUUGCACGAAAUUAUUCCAAGUAACAUGCUCCAAACUCCACGAGAAGGAAUUUCUCAACGGGCAGCUCGUCUUCCAAUUGUCAUUUUGGAAGGAUUGGUUCUAGAUGGAAGGUGUCCAGCAGUCCAUGUUCUGUAUUUCGAGCUUGCAUGCCGAUAUGAGAGGCUUCUUGUCCUCCAAAACCAGCCGGUUACCAUAACUCACAUUGCUGGAGCAUUCCUUGACCAACGUGGAAUCUCAAUUCCAUCUGCGAACGUUCGGACAAGGAUCGUUUACCUCUUCUGUCGAUUUGUGAAAUCUCACAAAACUGUCCUUGGACCAUUAGUAUCAGAAGUGAUUACUCGUCUAGCACCUCUCCUCGCAGUCUCUCCACAAUCGGAAGCCAAUCAAUUAUUGAGUCCAGACGACCAGGGAUACAUUUUCGAGUCUACUGCCACAUUGAUUGUGUUUGGAGAUCUUAGUUCGGAAAUGAAAUCACAAUAUGUUGGAGAAUUAGCUACAACCCUUGCUAUGAAGUUUGAAAAUGGUCUCGUCGAGUUAAAUGCAGCAAGAGCUCGAAAAGCAGAUGAGGAGACGAUUCAAUCAAUUUUGCAGUUCAUGGCUAAUAUAAUUGGAUAUAGCAGUCGAAUGUCAAAAGCUUUUAACAAUGCACAAUCGAUGAAAGCCUGUAACUGCAUCGAAAUCUACCUCAAGCUUGUGAAAUUGUUUGUUGAAACACUUUCUCCAGAAAAUGCUUUUCUUCUCGAAUCAACACGUCAAUUUGCUCAUCGUCUAGUGGUAUCCAUGGAAGAAGAACUGAUGCCUUACAUGAGCGGAAUUUUUGAUAAACUGGCCCUAGUCUCAACAGACCUUGAUUCAAUGCAUCAUUUACUGAUUUUCUGUCAUCAAACAGUGGCCAAAUACAAGAAGGCAAUGCUAACCAGUGGAGUCGAUCUCGGAAAUGUGUUGGCUAUUGCUGCAAGAGCUUCUCUCCAAGAACAAGAAAACAAUGUUCCUGCCAAAGACGAUAGUCAGCGCGCUCUACUAUACGUCCAACGAGCAUUCGUUCAACUGCUCUUCACAGUCAUCGUCAGUGAUUGCACUCCCGCCCUGAAUAAUACUCCAGGACUAAUCGAUCAUGUUCUUGAAGCUGCUGCUCGGUUAGCGUUAUCAUCCGAUCAAACCGCUCAAAAAGUUGCAUUAGCGAGUCUUACUAAAAUCUCUCCAAUCAUUCCGUCUUGGUCAGCAAGAACUCUUCGUGUCGCUCUGGAAAUUCCCUCCCUUCCUCACAUCACACCAUCAGAUGCUGGAAGUACGUUAGUGGUCCACGAGGUGUGUGCUACGCUGACAAGUCUGCAUCAAUCUGAUCCCGAUGGUUUUUCUCGUGCGCUUCGAGAACUAGUUCCCAAUGGAUUUUCCGACGAAUUGCUCUCAGCACUGAACACCUUAAAAGGGAAGAACUUGGAUAAACAGGUUAUGAACCUUUAUGCUUCACUUAAAAAUCAAACAUCCCAAUGA
Molecule: messenger RNA, 2901 nt
Organism: Caenorhabditis briggsae
Lineage: Eukaryota; Metazoa; Nematoda; Chromadorea; Rhabditida; Rhabditidae
Gene: Cbr-xpo-3
Product: Protein CBR-XPO-3
Exons: 11
Coding region: 1-2901 (966 amino acids)
Biological process (GO): tRNA re-export from nucleus
Cellular component (GO): cytoplasm; nuclear matrix; nuclear pore
Molecular function (GO): small GTPase binding; tRNA binding
Source: RefSeq, a predicted model, not a curated record